This is a messenger RNA of Parnassius apollo (apollo), 654 nucleotides long. The record is from the annotation of a GenBank genome assembly. Lineage: Eukaryota; Metazoa; Arthropoda; Insecta; Lepidoptera; Papilionidae.
AUGUCCCGUCGGGAGAUGCAAGUGGAACGUGUGGUGGAGUAUCCACCACCGCCUCCAAGCAAAUGUGCUAAGGUGCUGUACUACACAUGGAAACUGUGCUCCCUGGUGUUCUCGCACUUCGUGAUGAUCAGCCUGGUGGUGGCCUAUUGUAUCCUUGGCGCCGUCACCUUCGAGCGGCUGGAAGCGCAACAUGAAAGAGAAGUGAAGAUGAACAUCUCGCAGAUCCGCAGCAACACGACGCAGAGUAUCUGGCACAUGACGCGUACGGUCCCGCUGCUCAACCAGACCAACUGGACAUCCGACGUCGUCGACAUGCUUAAGGACUUUGAGAAUGCGAUCCUACUGGAGAUGAAAGUCCGCGGGUGGGACGGCAACGAGAGCACCGAGCACAUCCAGUGGACCUUCACCGGUGCGCUCUUCUACAGCAUCAUUGUCAUCACUACUAUCGGCACGAAACAAGUGUUUAGUGUUCAAGCUAUAAUGUACAUACAUCUUGCAAUGAAAUUGGGCGGUCUUUACUCGUGGUUGAAUGUGCACAUCGACAUUGCGAUAGAGUGCAUGUCUGACGAAGCGAACAGUGCUAGCGUGAAUUUGCUAACCGGACCCGCACACUUUGACACGUAUUCGUGUUUACCACAAGUAAAACCCGCUUGA